AUGAAGUUUAAAACCAAUCCGAUCGGUGUUGUAAAUAUCAAGUGUACGUGCUAUGAGAAGUCCUUUUGCGAACUAAAGCGUUGCGAAUUAAAGGUCCUGGGUCGCGGCAUCGUUGGUCUUUUUUUGCAUGCCCAGGCUCAUCAGCUGCCCAUUAACAGUUCGACGUGCAUUCUAUCGCUAUACCGAAGGUUCAAUGGAUACAGGCCGUUCCUUUACAAUAUGACCGUUGAUAUUUGCAGUUUUUUCAAAAAUCGAAAACGCUAUCCAUUUGUCGAUUUAGUAUACGACGCUAUAAAGAACUUUAGCAACGUAAAUCACUCCUGCCCACACAAUCAUGACAUAAUUGUGAACCGAAUGGUACUAAAUGACAAUAUGAUCGUUAAGGUACCUUUUCCGAGUGGUUUUUACAAACUAAUGUUUAUCUUAAAAACAGAUGGCAUUUGGCGGGGCGAAGUUGAAGUUUACGUUGAGGUUAAUUUGGGAUAUGAUCGUUAA
This is a messenger RNA of Drosophila melanogaster (fruit fly), 495 nucleotides long. RefSeq lists its product as uncharacterized. The record is from RefSeq and is marked reviewed. Bases 1 to 495 code for a protein of 164 amino acids. The transcript is spliced from 4 exons. Lineage: Eukaryota; Metazoa; Arthropoda; Insecta; Diptera; Drosophilidae.